Bicyclus anynana (squinting bush brown) is the source of this 6771-nucleotide messenger RNA. Its product is annotated as cytochrome P450 6B1-like. Lineage: Eukaryota; Metazoa; Arthropoda; Insecta; Lepidoptera; Nymphalidae. Gene Ontology annotation, molecular function: iron ion binding; heme binding; oxidoreductase activity, acting on paired donors, with incorporation or reduction of molecular oxygen. The transcript is spliced from 2 exons. The coding region runs from base 5309 to 6661 and encodes 450 amino acids. The record is from RefSeq and is a predicted model, not a curated record.
CACCUGGGGACACUGUUUCGUGUCUGCCUGUCGUUUUUAGGGUUCCCAAAUGAGGACGGAAAAUCUUGCCUCUUCAUAUCCAAACAUUACAUUAAGGUACAUGUAAUUUCUUAAGUUGCUUGAUAAGAGUAGACACCUUAUCGCUGCUUAGCGAUAAGGUGUUUUGCGUACAUUUUGUUGUAAUUAAUAUGUUUAUACAUAGUUAAUUUGGAUUUUUUUUUCAAUUACAUUGAUACGCAUUAUGCUAUACAUUUACAAAAUUAAAUAAGGCGCUUGGUAUAGCAGCCAAAGUCAAUAUGACGGUUUGACUAGCAUUGCAUUCAUAAGACGAAACAUUUUUUUUAAUUAUUAGUAUAAUUUGAUUACAAAUGAAAACAUGGGGCAAAGUAAUUUAUUAGGUAUUAUUUAUUAUAUUAUGUAUAAACAUAACAUCUAAUCAUAAUAAUUAAUUUUGAAAGAAAAAGUUAAAAAGCGGCUUCAUAAGAUAAUAAAUAAGGCUUCAUAAAAUAGUCUGUUUCAUAAGAUAAUUUUACAAACUUAAAAUACUUGAUAUUAGUUUUAUUGUAUUGUAAUCGUUGUUUUUUGAUUUAAUUCAAACGAAAUUAUCAAACUAUACUCUUAAGACAAGCUAUUUCUACUUUGUACGGGACCUUUGUAACUAGUAGAGCUCUAACAUGCCGAUGUUUUCUUUUAAAUAAAGUUCCAGAUUGACUGAGUUUUAACAGUUUGUUCUAAUAAUAUAAUAUUUUGAGAAGUUAAAUUAUACUGCUCAAACGUAAGCGAAUGGGUUAUACAGUUCCCAAUUAAAACCUAUUACAAUUUUAAAGUUAAUAUUCUACUAUACACAAUAAUACGACAACUUGAUUAAAUUAAACCAUGAAGUUGUUUUAAUUACCAAUCUUAUUUAUCUAAAAAGAAAUACUUAAGGGAAAUAAAUGAGGACGGAAAGCCUUACCCCUUCUUACCCUAAAAUUUACACGUCCUUGUUUCACGGAGUGAGGAACCACCGGUAGUUUCGCCUACCAAUGAUAUUUAAUUUUAUUUGCCUAUUCGAUUACAAAAUUAGAAACGCCGCGAACAAAAACGUAGGUAGCAAUUUCCUGUGGUGAUUUGGAUGAUUCAACUAUUUUUCAAUCCAAGUAACCUGGGUCACAGUAAAGAUAUUACAAGCAGUAUAAUAACUCGGCCGUAUUUUUGAAAUAAAUACCUACAGCCGCGCGGUACGUAAACAUGUGAUACACCCUAUGUUCAAGGUGCGUAGGUAUAGCUCGCGUUUCGACCUCUAGUAUGAAGUCCAACUACUGGUUGUAAUAUCUUUACUGUGCCUGGGUGUUAUACCAAAAGAAUUUAAUUCAACAAAUUCUCGUAAAACAAUUCUUGCACUAAUAUUUACUUAGGGCGAUAGAAAAGUAAUUUUGCAAGCGCUUUGUAGCGCUUUCCUCUAGACGAUCGAGUGCUCAAAGCGCCGGUUAAAUUCCGCAAGGUGGUAGCCUCUUUGAGUCUACAAAGGCGUACUUUGAAUUUUUACUCCAAGAAUACGAUACUUCUAGACAGAAUUGUAAAAGUAGAAGUAUUUUUUAAAUAUUUUUGAGUGUUACUGAACAGCCCAUUUUAAUAGCCUACUACAGAACCCUGCCUCUCCCCUUAUCAUCAUCAUUAUCAGCUGAUAGACGUCCACUUCGGGACAUAGGCCUUCUUGCAUGGACUUCCAAACAAAACGGUCUCGACCCGCGAGCAUCCAGCGGCUCCUUGCAACCCCCUUGAUGUCUUCGGUCCACCUAGUGGGGCGUCGACCAACACUGCGCUUUCCGGUACGGGGUAGCUAUUCCAGCACCUUGGGACCCCAACGUCCAUCGGCUCUUCGAACUAUGUGGCCUGCCCAUUGCCACUUCAGCUUCGCGACUCACUGAGCUAUAUCAGUGAUUUUGGUCCUCUCCUUAUAGAAGUAGCAAUUUGGAGCUUUGACCCACCAUGCUGCUACUUUGCGUUGGCUUUGGACUUGACAGGCUCUAGAAGUUAAUAGUUAGCUUUUUAGCGGGUUGUGUCGCCACCUGCUUCUCAGCUCCAGGCCGUUUCUAGGAAUGUAUUAAGAACAGAGUGAAGAUAAUUUAUUAAGAUUUCUUAAUAGUUUUAUAGUCCAACCUGUAUCCAGGUCUAAAAUAGAAAAUAAAAAAUGAAAAUACCUUCUAUAACAAUGGAGGGCAGACUUUUAAAACCUGCUGGCUAUCAGGGGUUUAAACUCUUUUAUACCUACCAUAAUACGAAGUUCUAGCAAUCGCAGACACUGUCCAUUGGGUAGGGUAUAUUAAGGAAGAAAAUCCUCAUCUUCAUAAAAACUGGAAACAAAUAGACGUAUUGAACACAAUUAUCAAAUUGCGUAAUUAUACCGAAACUUCCUUUCAAAUUAUGUUUUAAAAGCUAUCAACUAAAUCGAGAAUUUCUAUACUUUUGUACUAAUCCUCGUAGUGUUUUAAUUGAAUGAAUACAUAGAAAGACAAAAGAAAGCAUUCUUAUCUCUCGUCUCUUUUAGAGGUCUUUGUAGUUUUUCCGAAUCGGUAACUGCGAGUAGUGAGCGCCGGACGUUUUGUCCGGUCGCUUCCGGGCGCGCUGUCCUUGGCUGUGCUUUCGAUUUUAUGAGUCCCACUGCGGUAACAAAGCAAUGUGGCUGAUACUCUUCGAUGGUUUGUAUAAGCUUUGUUCUUUUACAAACUGUGUUCCAGGCGGAUGCUUACAAAUUAGGGCCUAUUUCAACAGGGUUAGGUUUAAGGUUUUAUAGUGAUGACCUACGGAUCCGAGACUUGGCAGAUUGGGCAAAUAAGGUAACGUUUGUGGGUACUGGUUAAUUAUUUGAUGGAGUACCUACUUUAUAGAACCGUGAGAAUACGAUAAUACGACAGCUCUAGGUACCUAACACUAGUUUCUUUUCAGGAGAAUACAAUUAAUAACCUUUUUAAAUUAGGUAAUUAAAGGAGAGUCCCACAAAGUACCUACCGCCCUGUGUCCAGCAACCAAACCUUUCCGAUCCGAACAUAGCAAUGCUGAGUGGUAACAGAAAUCACCUUGGCAGUACUGCUUCCAACGUGCUCUGUCUACUCCAGUGUACACUACAACUGAAGCUGAGUGUGAAGUCUCAAAUAUCUGUGAAGCUAGCGUAUCUGUAAUGUUAAUUCGCCAACAGUGCCCGCAAUGGGAGACAGAAUAUUAUCCCGAGCUAUAAAUUCGGGUCUUAGCCGCCACCCUAAUGAGGUAAUCCGCGUAAUUCCACGCUCACCAUCAAGGGCGGUGGGUAAUGCGCUAUCUGGGAGAUUUAUAGCUGAUACCUGAUGUAGAGCUAAUGGAUAGGUAUUUUUAUUGAAAUCAGAAUAGCUUCGUGUAAUUGAUAUCAUCUCACUCCCCUGUUUGUCCCACCUUGACUGUAACUACUUUUAAACAAAGAAGUAAUCAGCAUAUUAAAUCGAAUGCGGAAUGGCGAACUGAAAAUGUCAUUGGUCCUUUUUAGAAAGAAAGAACGAAAGAAAAGUUUAUUCAAAAUACAAAUCAUACAAAGAAAAGAGAGAAAAAAAAAACAAUAAAUUAAAUACAUUGCAACUUGCAUGAUGUGAUCCUAAAAGGGUCACCACUCAGCAUAUUGCAGUAUCCGUAAGGAUACCGCGCUGAUCUUCCGUGGAGCCAUUAAGGUGACGUUUGGAUGGUAUCGAGACGUGCGGAGCGCCUCUAACAAACAUCGACAAAUAUAAAAAAGAUACAGAUACGUAAAUUAAAUAAAAAAAUAUUACUAGUAGAAACAAGUAGUAAAGCCAAUUAUAAAUAAUAAUACAAUAAAUAAAUGAUAACAUAAUAAUUUGGUAAAUAAAUAUUAUAAUAAAUUAAACAAAACAAAGGACCCAUUACUUACAUGUUUUCUAUUAAAAGAUAAUGUUUUCUAAUUUUGGUUUUAAAAGUGGUCUUGGAUAUUUCUAAAUUACGAAGAGGAGGACUUUUGACAACCACUAUCAGAUGUUAUAAUGGCUGUGAUCUACACACAAACUUCCUAAUGCCAGGCUGAGAAUUGAACUGAAAACUUAGAAGAAAGAAAAAGUAAAUACAUAUUUCAAAGCCUGGCCCAAGACUUAAAAUCGUGGACUGUGUAAUUACAAGCAACAUAAGCAAACUACUAGAUUAACGGGACCGAUAAGAAGUCUGUAGUCAGCAGAAAGACGGUACAAAACUGAUCAUGAUGAUAAUAAACCCAUCAAACCAAAACCACUUAAGUAGUGACACAAUGACCGACGCUGUUCAGCUCUAUCGAAGUUUCAUAGUAAUCAUCAUCAUAAUCAGCCGAUAGACAUCCAUGCUGGAUAUAGUCCUCUUACAUGGACUUCCAAACCAAACGGUUUCAAACCGCCAGCAUCCAGCGGCUCUCUACAACUCGCUUGAUGUCCUCGGUCCACCUAGUCGAGUCGACUAACACUGCAUUUUCCGGUGUGAGGUCGCCAUUCCAGCACUUUGGGACCCCAACCUCAAUCGGGUCUUCGAACUAUGUGCAUAUUGCUGCUUCAGCUUCUGUCAGAACCUACAAGGAGAAUUUAUAAUGUUUAUUUCAUGAAAAAAACAUUAUUCAUAUAUUUAAUCAACUACGGUAAUGAAUAAGGAACGUGCGUUGUCAACUACGAGUACAAACAGCUAAUGUUUUAUUUGUCAGUAAACUAUUCUAACGGGGUUGCUGUCAAAGAUAAAAUAAUCGCUUAAGUCUCAAUGUCAAGUGAGUAUUUUGUAAUGUAUGUUUUUAAUUUAUUUAUCCGUAAUUAUCGACUAUACAAUUUCCAUAUCAUCACAGAAUAAUUCAGUAAAAGGUAGAUAAAUUCAGGAGUGGGAUCGAGCGCGUGUGGGGGGCCGUCUAAUUCUGAUCAAACACUAGAUGCGGGCGAGAGGGCGGGAACGAGCUGCCGACGAUCUAUUUUUUCUACUAAAAUAGAUCUUGAUCAAAGACUCGAGGAGAUCUGUAAUCCUCGAUUUUUUUAAACACAUUCUUCAUAGACGUCUGCUAAUUGUUUUCUCAAACUUAAAACACUUUUUUUAAUUUCAUUUAUUCCCAUACAUUACACCAUCUCUUAUUAUUUCAACCAACAUUCAUAUGACCUUACUCGUAUGUAUUGAAAAAAGUGGUCCUGACACUAAUUAAAAUUUUAAAUUACUAACCUUUUUAUGGACUUUGAAGAAUUUAUCUUUUUGUUAUCAAGCUGUUCAUUAUUAUUCGAAAGUAUGUUACGACACCAAAGGCUUUGUAAGUCAUUUCAGUAAAUUGCACCGCCAUAAAGUACAGUGCAAAAUGGUUUUUCUUAAUACUUUGAUUUUACUUGUAACUAAACUUGUUGGUUUUUAUAGGAUGACUAGACGUAGCCUGCUUGUAAGAGAUUUGGAUGUGAUAAAGAACAUAUUGAUAAAAGAUUUUGAAUAUUUUGAAGAUCGCGGUAUUGAGUACAAUCUAAAAGGUUUGGGCGGUAAUCUUUUUCAUGCAAAUUCAAAAAUUUGGCGGCCACUAAGAAAUCAACUUUCACAUUUAUUUACAAGUGGAAAAUUGAGAAAUAUGGUUGCCUUAAUUAACGAAAGAGGAGAUAUAUUCAUCAAUCGUCUUAAAAAAAUUACGGAAACACAAAAUAAUCAAGAAAUUAAAAAGCUUAUUGAAAUAUUUACCACCUCAUCUAUUGUGGCUUGUUCUUUUGGACUUGAUAUCAACACAGACAGUGGAAAAAUGAUGGAAAAAUUAAGAGAAGUUAAUAAUGCUGUUUCAGUCAGAAGUUUUUCACAAGACGUAGAUUUAUUACAUCCAGGUGCACUUAAGUCAUUGAAUUUGUCAUUCUUUAGUAAAAACAUAAAUGGAUUUUUACUUGAAUUAGUUAAUGAUAUUAUACUCGCAAGAAAUGGUGUACCUAGUAAAAAAAAUGAUUUCAUAGAUACAUUGAUAGAGUUAAAAAAUCAAGGUAAUAUUACUAAAGUAAAAAAUGGUGAGGAUCCGAAUAGCGCAUCUGAAUAUCAAGAAAUGACUAAUGAAAUUUUAGCAGCGCAAGCAUUAAUUUUUUUUAUAGGUUCAGAAACUUCUGCAGCUGCUUUGGCUUUUACAAUGUACGAACUAGCUCUGAAUCCUGAUAUACAAGAAAAACUAAUUGCAGAAGUUGAUGUAGUUCUAGCCCGACACAACGGCAAUAUAACGAUUGAAGCAAUUGCUGAACUGUCAUACAUGGACAAAGUAUUACAUGAGACUCUUCGGAAAUACCCGACAGCAGAUCUAACUCGGCGUGCAAAAGCCGAUUAUAAAAUACCUGGAACAAAUAUUACUAUUGAAAAGGAUGUAACUAUAUUGGUGCCACUAUUAGCCAUAAGUCGCGAUGAAAAGUACUACCCGAAUCCCAAUAAAUUCGAUCCAGAGAGAUUUUCUGCAGGGAAUGAUAGCUGUAGACAUCCUUGUGCUAAUAUUCCUUUCGGUACUGGUCCACGGCACUGCAUUGGUAAACUCUUUGCUAAGUACCAGAGCCGUAUAUGUUUGAUUAAAUUUUUCUCUACUUUUUAUGUCGAGAAAUCCAAGGAUACCCAGAAAUAUAUAACACCUGACCCAAAUCGGAUUACGUAUGCAGCAAAGGGAGGCAUACAUUUGAAUAUUCUAAGAAGAAGAAUCCCACAAUGAAUUUAUGUUAUAAAAAUAAAAAUCUAGAAGAUACUUUGAAUAAAAACUUCCUAAUUCUUUUUAAUGUAAUAAUUACGUGUGCAAUUUUCAAAUAAACAUGUUUUCUAUGA